AAUAAUUAUAAAUAUGAGUUCGUUGUUAUUCAGGCGUCAGAUUGCCAAAGCAAGGAAUGCAAGAAAACUUGGUUUGUUCCCAUACCCUCAUACUUUCAAUAAGGACAACCCUGCUUUCUUAAAUUACCCAAAGGAGGAUAGAUACAGUCAAAUCCAGAGAGAGUUUAACCCAGGAGACAUGCCUCAGCUAGCUUAUCAAAAUGUGAGAAAGUUCCCAGACUGGUACAAGCCAUAUCUCAAUAACUACUAUUCUCAUGGAUUUUUAGUAGUCUACUUCAUGGCUAUGGUAGUAUAUACCUGGACUUACAGACAAGAGAUUAAAUUGGUUAAAGGAAGAAAAAAAAUCAUCGAUUACGACCACAAGGACUGCCAAACCUUCGCUCAAAAGAGAAAGAGAAGGUAUGCAAAGGAAAGAAUUGCAGCAGGAGAUGAACAAUGGACCAGGUAUCUUGAGCCAAAGGCCAGAAACGAGCAUCAUCAUUAA
Moneuplotes crassus is the source of this 484-nucleotide messenger RNA. NCBI's taxonomy places the organism in Eukaryota, Ciliophora, Spirotrichea, Euplotida, Euplotidae. The record is from the annotation of a GenBank genome assembly.